Molecule: messenger RNA, 3281 nt
Organism: Macrosteles quadrilineatus (aster leafhopper)
Lineage: Eukaryota; Metazoa; Arthropoda; Insecta; Hemiptera; Cicadellidae
Product: F-box only protein 32
Exons: 10
Coding region: 82-1203 (373 amino acids)
Biological process (GO): protein ubiquitination
Cellular component (GO): nucleus; SCF ubiquitin ligase complex; cytoplasm
Molecular function (GO): protein binding
Source: RefSeq, a predicted model, not a curated record
AGCAAAACAGUGGAACAGAAAAUCAGUCUCUCUCUGUGUUGCCAGUGGCUAGUGUUGUGUAAAGAUUCUUGCCUGUGAAGUAUGCCAUUUAUUUCCAAAGAUUGGCGUUCUCCAGGAGAGGAAUGGGUAAAAACUGAAGAAGGUUGGGAGAAAAAGAAAAUUCUUGAGUGCGGAAGAAAACACAGUUUUAGUCAGCAAGAAAAUCUUGAGACAAGGUGCAAUUACGGUUAUGGAUCAAGUGAUGUCACCUCAUUUGACAUCAAUAACAGAUGGAUGCAAGAAGAUGAAGAUAAGGAAAACAUGCAGGUCAUGGAAAACGUGACAGAGAGGAAAAACUCAGAUGGAGCAGUACAGCCCCAUUGUCACAUAACAAUUAAGUGUACAAAAGAGAUCGCUGGUUUCAACGGCCUGAGCGACGCUUUCAAGAGGUUGGACUUCCGGUCAGCUGUGCACGACGUGCGGAGAUUUAACUACAUCUGUAAACUGCUGGACCUUCUCAUCUCCCAGAAGCUGGCUGCGUUGUCAGGCUGUGCACAGAAGGUGCUGUUCAACAUGUUGGAGGAAGUCGCCUACCAGGUGUCUGCCAGUCAACAAAACAUUCAUCUAUUGAAUAAACUACUGCGGCAACUACGAGGCAUGAUCGACUGUGCAUGUUGGGGAAGACCCCUAGGAUCUACACAACUGUGGGAGAACCAUCUGGUCACCAUCAACAGGAUACUGACCAUAGCCAACACCAUACAGAUACGAGAGCCAGGAGACGAAGUGUUCCCAAAGUUACAAAACCUGCCAGAAGAGUGUGUGAGAGAGGUUAUGUUGCGACUGACGGAUCAUAAAGACCUAGAAGCCAGUGGGAAGGCCUACAGUGUGAUGGCUCGCCUGUGUGAUGAGCAACGUAUCUGGCGAGAGCUGUGUCAGUUCCACUUCACAUCACAACAGAUAGCCUUCAUCACAGACCAGAUGGAACCUCCACACGACUGGCAGCAGGUCUACCACAAACUGCGCAAGUCGUUUGGUCUUCGAGAGGAGUACGCCGAGAUGAUUCAGCUGUGUCGCAACUGUCGCUGUCUCUUCUGGAAGUCUAUCGGACAUCCUUGCAUCGCAGACUCUGACCCAACGUUCCAAGAGAAGCUGGAGGACGUGGACAAGAGCUCACUGCAUGUGCCGAUCCCUCCACACGCCUUCCUUAAGUUCUUCUCUCUGUAGAUCAGAGAUGUACUCUGCUAAAACCGAAGACAUCGUAUUAUGAUCCGCCCGGCAUCAUUGUAAAUGUAUUGUAAAAUACUGAAUCAUUUAUAAAUUGAUUGGUAUGAAUUUAUUCUUUAUUACUGAGUAAUACUAAGUUUUUGUGAUUGUGCACAGCCACUAAUUUGUCUCAUUUUCGGGAAUGGAGCAGAUGUGUUAUUUCCUUUAUUUGUUGUGGUUAAAAUUAUAAGUUGUGUGUCUAAUUUUUAUUCAUCCGUAACAAAGUCAAAUGAAAUGUACUUAUUGAGCUCACGAAGAAUAUGCAUCACAUUUCCUAGUUUUAGUUUAAAGAUUGUUGUGCUUUAAGUAUGUUUAUUAUUUGUAGUGCAAUCGCACAUAAAUGCAUUUUUAAAUUGUGUAUUUCUUUAAAAGAAAUAUGAUUAGUUAAGGUGCUUGAUGUGUAGGGCUGAGUGAUUUGUUUUAUACUUUUUUUGUGAAGUUAAGCAUAAAAUGCUCUUUGAGGUUAAAGUUAUGAGUUGUUACAUUUGCUUAUUCACAAAUCACCUUUUAAAUCCUCAUUUCUUAACAAUAAUUUUUUGGAAGCAAAAGCACUUGGUUUAAGAGUUCAUUAAGGAAGAAGGGAUGGAUAACACAACUAACUUACUCAAGAAAAGAGUUCCAAGCACUUAAAAGCACAAAAAAAGUUUAUAACAUAAUAACUUAUUUCUUCUCAAGGUAGGAGCAAAAUUUAAGUAAAUUGUGUUGCGACUUUUUGUGUGCCUUCAAUUACUUGGAACCCGUUUUGUGGGUGAUCCAUUCCUUCUUCUUUAAUGCAUUUCUGAACAAUGUGUUUUUGUUUGUUAACGUUGUAAUAGCAAAGGUUGUGUUUUAAUCAUGCCAUGCCCAGUAAAUCUGUAAAAAUACAAUGUUAACUAAUCUGUGGUGUCUUAGGUUAAUUUAUUAUUUGGCAAGUCUUAAAAAUUUUACAUUAAAACCUCAAAAAUCUGGAUUAAUUAGGGAUCCUUGUUUUCUGGAUUAAAUUAAUAAGAUGAACAUUGCUGUAAGGAUACCAUUUCCAUAUAUAAUAACCUAUUCCGCCAGAAAAAUAAGCAUCAUUAGUGUAUUCUGUAUUUAAUACUAAGUAAUCUACUGAAGCACUAAAUAAUGCAGCAAAACUGAAAAAAUGUACAGUAGUGACCUCCUAAUACAGCUGUGUGAUAUUUUAAUUUUUACAAACUGCUGUCUACCCUUUAAGGUCAAAAUUUUUUCAGCGAGUAUAGGUCACCAUUUUCGAGCAGUCGGGAAAAUGGGAGGCUGCGACCUAUACUCGCCAUUCGACCGCAAAGGGUUAAAAUUAAUUCACUAACUCGUUCGCUCAAACAUACAUGCAUUUAUAAUUGUUGACACAAUUGAGUUUUGAUGUGUAGAGUGCGAGAUAAACCUCAAACAUUUGCACAAUAAAGGAUAUUUUAUUUACUACUUUUACAUAAUAUUUCAUCACCCAAUUUUAUUAGAAACUGUGAGUAUUGAGAGUGUAGUAACCAAAAAUAUUUUUUGCUAAAUGGCUACUAAAUAAUUUGGAAGGUCUCAGUAAAAUAAAAUGCAUCACAUCACAUUGCAAUGUAUAAAAUUAAUUGUUCUCAAAGCGUUGUUCUAAACAGUUACUAUAAUGAGUUUUGCAUUGAGGCAUAACCACAAAUGUAGAAGAUGCUCCAUUUAUAACAAAAACUAAAAGGUUUUCCUUGAACUUGUUACUUUUUUAACUGUUUUCUUUAAAAAAUGUUGUGAUUAGUUAAUUGAGAAUACUCACAUUACUUUGAAUGUCUUGUUUUGUGUGUUUGCUCUCUCUAUUUCCCAUUACUCUUAAGUUAUUAGGUCAAGUCGCACUUAGUGUAAGUCAGUGACUAACCGCGUGAUAUUACCAUUGCUUUCUUCGUAUUCGCUAGUCAGGCAGCUGUUUUUGCAUUAGUCUGCAAAUUUUGAGGGAUCAAGUAGACUAAGCUUAUAGAGUUAUUUUCUUUUAAGGAAGAUUUUGUGAUUGUGUACUGUUCUGUGCACCUUUAUUUCUCAAUUUUUUUUCAAUAAAUAUUUGAAAAACA